Molecule: messenger RNA, 1114 nt
Organism: Nematostella vectensis (starlet sea anemone)
Lineage: Eukaryota; Metazoa; Cnidaria; Anthozoa; Actiniaria; Edwardsiidae
Product: myosin regulatory light chain 12B
Exons: 1
Coding region: 163-678 (171 amino acids)
Cellular component (GO): myosin II complex; cytoplasm
Molecular function (GO): myosin heavy chain binding; calcium ion binding
Source: RefSeq, a predicted model, not a curated record
UCGGUUGCAAAUAUUUUUCGACGCUUCGCAGAUUACGGCUUUACUGGGAGUGCUCGGAAGAGCAGUCUAAAUUCCACAUAGAUCUGCUUCUUUCGUUCUCAUAAGACCGUAACAACCACUCUUUUACACUGGUGAAGCAUCAAGGCUGGUUUUCAAAUCACCAUGGCUAGCCGCAAAACGAAGAAGACGACAAAAAAGAGGGCUCAUAGAGCUACCUCCAAUGUCUUCGCCAUGUUUGACCAAAGCCAAAUUCAAGAAUUUAAAGAAGCUUUCAAUAUGAUUGAUCAAAACCACGACGGUUUUAUCGACAAAGAAGAUCUUCAUGAUAUGUUGGCUUCCCUAGGAAAAGACCCAACUGAUGGCUACCUCGAAGAAAUGGUGAAAGAGUCUCCAGGACCCAUCAACUUUACCAUGUUUCUCACUCUGUUUGGCGAGAAGUUGAAUGGUACAGAUCCCGAAGAUGUUAUUCGGAAUGCAUUUGCAUGCUUUGAUGAAGACGGCAAUGGACGGAUACACGAAGAUCUUUUGAAAGAGGCCAUGAUGUCCAUGGGAGACAGAUUUUCCGACGAGCAAGUCGAUGAUAUUCUCCGCGAUGCGCCGAUCGAUAAAGAAGGCUUUUUGGACUAUAGCAAAUUUACUAGGAUUCUCAAGCACGGAAAAAAAGACGACAAUGAUUAAUAUAAAAACGUUGAUCAACUGUAAACACCCGCCAAAACCUCAAGAACAACCAAGCUUUAUACUAUAAAGAAGUAUACUUUGUAAUAUGUAGUUGUUUUUUUAUACGAUUUUGUAUCAUGAGUCUUUCGAGGCGUUGUUCACAUAAGUAACUUUCAUAGAAUUAGAAUAACCUAAUAUGGAGUGUGCUUUUUCCGGUUUUCUCUAAAAGAUCCAUUUUUACAUUUAAUGGAUCAAAAGCUUAUAAAUAUGGGGCAAUCAAUAUUUCUUAAAAUCACAUUCUCUAUAUUUUGUGCAUCCAGCGAGACAGAUUACCAUCCCUCAGUCUAAUCUCUGCUAACUUUGAGAUGGCAUACAGCUGAAGCAUUGAUAAGCCAGUCAUACAUGUGAUGUAAAAUAAGCAGAAUUGCAUUAUAACAUUAAAUUUCGUAUUUAAAAA